Messenger RNA from Girardinichthys multiradiatus, 2742 nucleotides. RefSeq names its product interleukin-18 receptor 1-like. The record is from RefSeq and is a predicted model, not a curated record. Bases 87 to 1682 code for a protein of 531 amino acids. Gene Ontology annotation, molecular function: interleukin-1 receptor activity. Gene Ontology annotation, biological process: signal transduction. Lineage: Eukaryota; Metazoa; Chordata; Actinopteri; Cyprinodontiformes; Goodeidae. The transcript has 10 exons.
GGCGACAUCACACCCUACGGUCAGAUUGAGGAAAUGGCUAUCUGCACUUCAGCAGGAAUGUAAGCAGAAGGCAAACUUUUCUCACGAUGCCGCUGAAAAUGGUCCUGCUGCUUUUAUUCCUUACAUUAAUUUCAGAUGCUUACCCCAUGACACCCAAGGAGAUCUGCGUCAAAGUUGGAGACCUAGUGACAAUCCAUUGCGGGUGUAAAUUUGAUGGUACAGUAAUGCUCUGGAAAAAGGAGACUGACCAAAAGAUGCACCUGUACAGCAACAUGUCAGGGUUUGAGCAACAGCAACUGGGUUUGGUUGUUUAUCAGAACAGCCUUGUGAUUCUCAGUGCAUCUGUAAACCAUCUGGGGAAUUACUCAUGUGGUCCUCUCAGGAAUACCAGCUGCCAGAUGUGGUUCAGGCUUACAGUAUGCAGGGAGCCAUCCAAAGAGUAUAAAAUCAGCAACAAGUACAAUCAGACAUGUUACACAAACCAGACCUGCACAUUGUAUUGUCCUGCAGGAAACAUAAACGCUACAAGAAUCCCUAAUAUUAGAAUCACUAAAACCAUAUGGCACAAGGAGAAUGGUGAGUUAUCAAAACAUUACUUCCCAAAUGUGGAAUUAGAGCAAAGUGGAGUCUACCACUGCACCCGGUCUUUCUUGUAUUCUGGUCAAACAUACAAUGCUUCCUUCACAGUGGUACUUGAUAUCCAAGCAGGAGAGCCUCUGCCAAACGUAGGAAUCUAUUCACCAAAGAAUGGUCAAGUUUUCAAAGUAGAACUUGGCACAGUGGUGGUGAUUACUUGUACAGCAGUCAUAGAUUCUUGCGGAAGUUCGUUGUUUUGGUUGAGAAAAAAUGAAUUUGUAGAAAAUAACGACACGCUUCGGUAUUUCUACAAUUAUACAUACUCAUGUGAAGAGACGUCCCACUUGAUGAAUGCAUCUUUAGUCUUCAGAGAAGUAUUGGAGGAGGAUCUGUCUACAAAUUUUAGCUGUAAACUUGAAAGUGACGAACAAGCACUCUUUGUCACCAUCACCCUCAAUAAAACAGCCGGCCCCUCAUAUUUGAUCCUAACUACAUGCGCAGUCUGCUUCAUGAUGAUGUUGGCUUUGGCCGUCGUUACAUACGUGAAGUUUAAAAUUGAUGUCACCCUUUUCCUGAGAGACAAUGUUGGUUUCAAAUGUUGCCCAGGCAACACCUCAGAUGAAAGAAGCUACGACGCAUUUUUAAUGUGUUACAAAAGCUACACUGAUGGAGGACUGAGUGAAGACGACAUAAGAGGUCUGGCAACUACUUUGGAAGAUCGGUUUGGUUACAGCCUCUGUCUUUAUGAUCGAGAUGUAUUACCUGGUCAAGCUAUAGCUGAGGUCGUGUUAGACUGCAUAGAGCAGAGCCGGGCUGUGGUUUUGGUUCCCAGCUUUCCAGAUCCCAAAACAGGAAGCGGAGUACUAAGUGCCAUCCAUGCUUCUCUUGUGGAGCAGAAGACUCGCCUGAUUUUCAUAAACACGGAGCAGACGGAGGCAUCGAGAUCAGGCUCAUUUCCAGAGGCCUUGCAGCUUCUCAGUAAGGCCGGAAAAAGUGUCACCUGGAAGGGAGGGCCACCCUCCUCCUGCUUCUGGAAGCAGCUACGCUAUCACCUACCGGCCCCACAGCAAGCACCAAAAAUGCAACUUUUACCACAAGAAUGCUAAGAUGAUACCUGAUCCUAUGUCUAAUCAGUUCAUAUUCUAAAUUCAACUUGUACUGUACAUUGUAACUUGUAUAAAAGUUACAAAUUGAUUGGCAUAUAACUGACUGAAAUAAGUGUUUGAAUUCCUACUAAACAACCCGACCUUGUGUAGUGCAUGUUGCACAAAAAUAUAUCAGUUUAUCAUUUAUAGAGACCAUAACUUAUGUUUAUAAAGCACACCAGUCCACAAAAUUUAUUUUAUCAAUACCAACUUCUCCACCACCACAGACCAAAGGACAUCCACACUAAAAUCUACAAACUGGAAAUGAUUCCAAGAACAUCAGAAGCGAGGGAUCAACCCACAUUUAACAGUAACACUUUGUUUAUGACCAAAAUCAGGCUCUUUUUCAUCAACCCAAACAGCGAUGUUUGGAGGUAGAGACAUGCUGAGUAUGGCUUGAAGAACACUUUCUCUACUGUUAAGCAUGGAGGUGAAAGAUUAUGAUUUGGGGCUGCUUUUCUUCUAGGAGUACUGAACUUACUGUUACUGUAUAGAGGAGAUGGUCAAAAGAGUUGUGUGAAAACCUGGUGACUUGCUACAGAAAAUGUCUUAGUCUUCUGCUUGCCAAUCAAGGUUUCUCCACCAAGGUCAAGUUAAGGGAUCAAAAAGGUAUUCCAUUCAGUUAUAUUCAAACAGCUUUUUAUGUUUAUGUAAUGCAUUUUUUCAGAUUUAACUGUUAUUUCUUCACUCCAUAUCAAAAUGAAACUGCCCUAAAAUUUGAGUACAGUUAGAAAAUCAUGAACGGAUAAAAUGCAUUGCUUAUAUUCCCUAUUGUACUUAUAGACUACAGCGUACCAAAGUACCAUUAUCAGCUGGGAACACCUGAUUUGAAAAAAUUAACUUAAUUUGUUUUGCUAUUUUUGUCUAGUUCCUUCUAAGAUGAGACAAAUCAAAUAUUCUGCUAAAAUGUAUAAAUCAUCUAUUAUUGCUACUUUAUAAUAAUAUAUAAUAACUCACAAUUUGCUUUACCAUUAAUACUGAUUUGUCAAAACUUUCUAAAAUAAAGUGUUUAAGAAACAAA